AUGGACACCACCAUUGAAGCAAUGAGCAGGGAGUACGAGGAGCUUGUAGCAGCAGCUAUGGAGGUGGUUGAGCAGUCUGGCGGUCGGUCAGGGACAGCACUUGAGAAAUUCAAGCAGAGAUGGCAGAUGUUCAUGGCCUCAUGUGACAAGGCAGAGGGCAAGGUGGAGUUGGCAAGGAGGAGAAUCACAGCCGAUCAUGUGAUGGACAUGGCCUCCGGGAUGGCACCAGGGGGACCGGUGGAACUGCCGUUACCACACAUUAGCAUUCCCCGCUUGGAACAGGUGAUCCACACUGUUAGCUCUCUCACUGGGAAUCUCCAACAGGGACCGCUGCCGGUUCACAAGGUGGAUUGA
This is a messenger RNA of Zingiber officinale, 354 nucleotides long. RefSeq names its product mediator of RNA polymerase II transcription subunit 32-like. Gene Ontology annotation, cellular component: mediator complex. The record is from RefSeq and is a predicted model, not a curated record. The transcript has a single exon. NCBI's taxonomy places the organism in Eukaryota, Viridiplantae, Streptophyta, Magnoliopsida, Zingiberales, Zingiberaceae. The coding region runs from base 1 to 354 and encodes 117 amino acids. Gene Ontology annotation, biological process: regulation of DNA-templated transcription; leaf senescence; cold acclimation.